Patella vulgata (common limpet) is the source of this 4904-nucleotide messenger RNA. RefSeq lists its product as uncharacterized. Gene Ontology annotation, cellular component: nucleus; cyclin-dependent protein kinase holoenzyme complex. Gene Ontology annotation, biological process: regulation of cyclin-dependent protein serine/threonine kinase activity. NCBI's taxonomy places the organism in Eukaryota, Metazoa, Mollusca, Gastropoda, Patellidae. The record is from RefSeq and is a predicted model, not a curated record. Bases 134 to 1705 code for a protein of 523 amino acids. Gene Ontology annotation, molecular function: protein kinase binding; cyclin-dependent protein serine/threonine kinase regulator activity. The transcript is spliced from 8 exons.
GUCUCGCGAUAUUUCCCGUUAAUAAAUAUGGCGGUCUAAGUUCAACAUUCUUUCGGUUGCUUGUGAAAUCUUCGAUUGUUUUCGGUUUGUUUGCCCCAGUUUCUUCGAUUUUUCCGACCUACUCGAAGAGAAAAUGUUGCUGCUUUGGGAAAUGCACCCAGAUCCGGACAAAAAGAAAAUGGAAGCGCUCUGUGAGAAUUCAGCGUAUAAGAUGAAAGAAAGAUUCACUAAGUCGUUAUAUUAUGGAGAAUUAACAGAUGAAGAUGAUGAUGAUAAUUAUGAUGAUGGACCUUCCUUACCUCUAACAGAUAUUGCUGUGGAUUAUUUUCAAGAUGUGACACCACGUAAACUAGGAAAAGUUGACAGUAUAUUUGCAUCUUCUGUAGCUAGUCGAGCUUGUGCUUCCCCGUGUUCAGUAAUGAUGAGUAUGAUUUAUGCGAAACGUCUACGUCAUCGUAGUCCGGAAUACCUUGAUCACAUGUCUUCCUCCGACCUCUUUCUCAUCUCCAUGAUGAUGGCGUCUAAGUUUAUUUAUGAUGAAGGCGUGGACGAAGAAGUGUUUAAUGAUGAAUGGGCAGACGCAGCAGACAUGGAUAUAAGCGAACUCAAUCAAUUAGAACGAGAUUUUCUACAGGCUAUUGACUGGCAACUUUUUGUAAAGAGAUCAGAAUUCUUCAAUCUGGCCAAUCAGAUUGAACAAAGAAUUGCCUUAAAACAAGCGAUAGAUCGGGGCUGGUUUUCAUAUACCGAUUUAUAUAUACUCUCUCGGACUGCCCAGAUUGAUCAACUUUGGUCUAAUGUUGGUUCACAAUGGCUACAGGUGAUACUGGUCAGUUCAACAGCUUAUAUGGCAGGGGUCAUGACCCUAAUAGGCUCAACUAUCCUAGCAUUACAAGUUUCUACAGCCUUGACCUUGGUUGGAACGGCCAUGUUAGCUCAACAGCCAAUUCCUGCUGGUCCACUUCUGCCGACAUCUUUCGACUCCAGCCCAUAUCUGCCAAUCAAUGAUACUGCCGCUGAUGCCAUGGAAAUAAACGAUGCUGCAGAACUGAGUGCCGUCGUCAGGGAAACCAAAGUUACGCAAAUUACAGAACCGGGAAUUGAAAAGGAGACCAGAACUCCACAAGUCAAUCUUCUGGCAAAUCUCAUUCAAAAACUUUUCGCUCUGGUCACAAUGAAAGAAUAUAUGGUUCAGUUUGUUUCUGCUGUGUCCGAGAAUUUCAGUUCUACUCAACAACUACGCAGUCAAUUUCAAAGGAGACAACCAAUACGCAAUCAAGUUCAAGGUCACACACUAAAUGACACCUUAUCAGGCAAUGAACAUUGUUGUUUCUGUGGCUCAACCGAACUUUCGAAUUCAAAACCUGUAAAAACGGAAAAUUCAAACCGUUUGGAAAUGCAAAUGUGUCCAAAAUGUCUUCUUGCCUGCCAUGCUAGUCUCCAGUCCUCGCGUCACAACCGACAAAUCCUGUCCCACACCGAGAAGUGUUACAGACAGUGUCCUAAUUUCGCAUCCAGACUUCCGGCCGAUCACCAUGAUGUUUGUUUUGUUAGUGAAGUUAGCCAUAUACACGGAGAAAGUUGGCAGCAUGUUCCGUGUGGUUUAGAGGAACCUCCUGGAAGUGUUGAUAUGGGACGACUCGUAGUCGAUGUUAGUUUAGGUUUUAAGACAAGAACACCACUGCCUGUUCUUAUACGUGCUUAGUUACCAUGACAACUGCUCUCCAAAGCAAUUCUAAACAGCGUUUAUUCAAAUAACAAGAACAUAAUUCUAUGAAUGUCAACUUUCUCCACAGUCUGAAAAACCUUUAGUAUUAUUAUGUAUUCGUUAAAUUGAUCCCUAUUUCUUAGGGGGGGGGGGCUAAAUUAAGAACAAGCAAUACUUGGUUUAUCUUCUCAAUAUCAUGAAAUUAAAAAAUUUUAAGUUUUGAAAUUUUAGACAUAACAUUGUUUUUAAGACUCAGAGUAAAAAUUAGUUAACAAAUUUCCUGGAAAUCCUGGGCAUUAAUCAUCCAUUGAUUUACAUGUAGGAAGUUAAUGAUAAUAACUAAUUUAUUUAACAAGUGAAAAUCCACCUCCUGCGGUGCUGCUCUAGGACGGUUUACUUAAAUACGAUGUUCCAAAUAAAUAAUAUGAAGAACAAUGAAACAUCAAGCAUAUAUGUAUUGUUAAAAUUACAUUUUAAAUGUAGAAAUGAGGUUUAAAUGUCCACAUUUAUGUAACACCGAGAAUUCACCUCUGCGGAGCUGCUCCAUUACGCUUUAGUUAAUACAAUGUUCCAAAUAAAUAAAUAAGAAAAAUGAUGAAACAUUAAGCUUGCACUACACACCAACAAAAACGCUAAGAUAAAUAACACGGACAAUUCAUUUCUACUCUCCAUCGCUUUACUAAAUAAUAUCGAGAUCAAAAAAAACAUUGAUUAUGCUAAAAAGAAAAAGUUGAUAUCCAUAGAAUGAUUGCUUCUUGUAGCUGAUAUAUUUACAGUCCCUCAGUUAUAAAUCUAUAGUUAGUCUGUUUCCAUGGUGAUAUUAAAAUUACUCAGUAUACUCAAACUUGGUGUUAAUAGGCUCCAAAACUAGAAAUUGUACAUUUAUAAAGAAUGUUACGUAGAAAUUUGUAAUUUAUUAAGUUAUAUCAUGACUUUAAACAUCUGCCUUCUGACUGGGAACGCCGACAAAUGGGAGCUAAAAAAUAACCCCUGAAAUUAACAGCAAAAAUAUUUUAACUAGUUGUUGUCUUUUUGGCUUAUAGAAUUUCUUUUAGCCUAGGUACAAAAUAUUUCUUUAUCAGAAUAUAUUUUAUGUUUUGUUAUUAAGGUUGUUAUGUUAAUUAUAACCUGUAGCGCUCUGUAUUUUAUUUGGUUAACGUUACUCUAUUUUAUAUAAGUAGGGUUUGUCAUGUCAGUUAGAUUUUUAGUAAGGUUUGUCAGUCGGGUUUUUAGGGUAGACAUUGUGAAUAAUAGUCUGAAGCUUUAUUUACGAAACAGACUAAAAUAUUUUACGGUUGCAGCUGAGCCUUAAAAUUCUCCAAUGAAAACCCUUCAUUCUGAAAGAUAUUUUAGUGCUAGAUUUGAAGAAUAAAGCUCCAGAAGCCAAUGUUUUUACAAUAAUUAUCUGGGUUUGUCACAGAGAGAGAGAGAAAAAGGUUUUAACGUCCACUUGACACAAACUAACGUGGCUCAAAUUUAUUUCAAUAAUUUGCUUGCAGGUAGGGGUUUUUAGCAGUGGGAGGAAACCGAAGGACCGGGAGGAAACCCGCGAGGUUGGAUAGACAGCCCUACUGUUGUCACGCCAUUUGACUCAAUGACAGAUCUAUGAUGCAACUCGCACACGUUAACCAUUUGGCCAUCCAACCCACCCUUGGUUUGCAUCAAAGAAAGUUAGGCCAGUUUAAGUAUUGUAGCAUAAAUUUGAGCUGCAUUCGUUUUAGGGAAAAAGAUCCCAAAUGAAUAAAUCUUGACGUUUAUUUAUUCCUCUACUGUAUAAUGUUUUAUUCAACGUUAAAAUUAUAUCAGGAAAGACAUGAAUUAUAAUAAUAAUUUUUAAAUAUAUCUUAGCUCAAUCAAGAAUCAAAUAUACAAUGUCACACAAGUUUCCUUUAAGAAUCAGUCUAUUUUUACAGUUAAAUUUUAAUCAAAACGUUACGGCUGUAUUUAGUUAUAUUUGUGCUGUAAUAUUUCAUUUUAUUUUAUGAUCAGUACUGGAAUACCGCGUUUUAUCAGUGAAAUAAAAGUGUUAAUCCACUGGCUAGAAGCGGACAAAGUAGUCCAUGUUGUUUUUACCUAAAAUGAUUGUAAAAUCAUAAAAUAAAUAGAACAUUUUUCGUUUUGUCGUGAAUAACAUAUUUUAUUUCAUCUCUAAGCAAGAAAACAUUUAUAUUUUCACUCAUGCGUAGCAUUCGUGAAAAUAUAAGUUUUCUUGCUUCUCGAUGUAAUAAAAUAUGUUAUUCACUCUAAAAUGACAAAUAUCCUCUAUAUAUUGGUGCUGUAAUAUUUAUGAAACUUAAAGGCUUGAUUCGCCAUUUGUAUUUUCGUUACAAUAUCAAAUUUCUCACAUCUUAAUCCAUGCGUCUUGUUAUUAACGAGCAGAAUAGAUCGAUAAAACUUAAAUUAUCAUAACUUUGUAAAUGAUACUUAAUGGACUGGAACUAUUAUUGGGCUGAUAUUCCUAUUACCUGUUUUUUGCCUGUAAAAUAGAGUUCUGUCCAGAAUUCAAUUAAAUGCCAGAUUUCACAUUAUCAUUAACGCAAUAGGGGCUGCGAAAAUUGCUCAAGCAAUAACAAGGUUCUGCUAGUUUAUUAACAAAUUAACUGACUACAAAUCAGACAGAAGAUUAAUUCAAAAUCGUUAAAAAUAAUUGCCUUGGGGAUUGUAUUAGUGAGAUGAUUUUUCUACAGCAAUUUCAGGUGUUUAUUUGUCUUUAACCAAAGAAGAAAUUUUCAUAAUAAAAACUAUUUAAUUAGCCAAAAGGGACUAUUUCAUUAAUAAAGAAUUAUUAUAGGCCCUACUUAUAUUUUAUUUCACAGUCCAAUAUUUAGAUUUUUUUGUGUAAAGUGGUAUAGACACGAAAAUUCAGGAUACACAUACCAUAAAAAAAAACAACAUAAAUAUUAAUUUAUUUUCAAAGUUUUAUCAUUAUCAAAAAUGUCUGACAGUGAAAAUUUUGAAAUGGAAGCUCCUGGUAGAGUAGUAUUAAUUAUUUACAGCAUUGACUAUAAUCUGUAAUUUGAUACCAAAAUAUAUUUUAUAUUUUACACAGUAGAUUCUAUUUUGUCUUUAAAAAUUAGUUAAGAAGAAUAUUUUUAUAAAAAUAAAACAUACUAAAACUGCCAGAGGUUUUUUUUCUGUUUUAAACGAAAUCCUCUAAUAUUUGAAAAUAAACUGAUUAAAUCAAUUACAUUUAGAA